CGUUUUACGUAGCUUAUAUGAAUUGCGUAUUCUUAUCUCUUGGUUAUUUACUUUUUGCCAAAAGUGAAAUUGACAGAAGAUGCAAAACGAAACAAAGUUUACUUACCUGCCUAUUAAAUUGAAAUUUGUAAUUUAACUCAUUAUGGUUCUUAUAAAGUUAAUGUUCUAAUAAGUUUAUACGUAAUGGCAACUGAAAUAUUUUAUUGUUGUAUUUUGUGUGUAAUUUUUGCUCACGUUUGGUCAUCAACUGACAUGACGGAAAGCUCUUUUGGGAAAUUCAAAGAGGGAGUAAUAGCUUCGUUUGGCGAUUUUAACUCAGAUGAAUUAACUGAUGCGUUUGUUAUUAUAAAUAGUUCAAGUAUAGUAGUAUACUUAGCUCAUGAUAAAGAACCUUUUUUAAGACCAUCUUCGUAUGCUUGUAAUUUUACCAAUAUUGAGAUCACUAGCAUUGUACCAGGGGAUUACGAUGGUGAUGCUUACAUGGACAUACUUUUGACUACACAAAAUGCAAAAUUACAAAAUAAAGACAGUUUGCAUGAAAUAAGAGUUAUAUGGGGAGGGAUGCCUAGUUUAAACUGCACUGAUGCUCUCCAAGUAAAAGCUAUUAGUUUUGGACAACCAUUAGUCAUGGAUUAUAAUCGUGACAUGACAUUAGAUUUGUUUGGUAUAAAUACUAAUGGUGAACGAGUAUUUUGGAUAUUUGAUCAGUCAAGGGAUCUACCCAGAGAAAUAAAGAUGGGUGAUGGAAUAUAUAAACAAAUAAAACUUCCACAUUCACACUCAUUUUUAGAUAUCAAUUUUGAUAAUGCUGCCGAUUUAUUACUGACUACGACAUUAGAUAUUGAAGUGUGGCUUAAUGAUGAAGUCAGUGGAUUCAGGUACAAUAAUAGCAUAGAACUACUAGUUGGUCAUCCAGUAAUUUAUGGUCAAGCACUUUUCAUUGAUGUAGCACUUUCAGGUCAAUUCUUUUUAGUUAUACCUGUGUGUUAUGAUAUUGAAUGUGUAAAUAGCACUGUAUUAAUUUAUGACAAUAAAAAAUGGCAUGACUUGCAAAUUGACUUCAAUGAUGGCAAAGGUACAUUAUGGAGAUUUACACCUCCAAGGAAAGAAAUAUACCUAGACACAAUAACUAUGCGUAGUGGAGAUUACAACAUGGAUGGAUAUCCUGACAUAUUGAUGACAUUAAGCCCAGUAAAUAAUAAUGAAACUAGAGUAUUCUUAUUUCAUAAUAUUCCAUGUGAGCUACCAGGAUGUAUAUUUUAUAGAACAUUUAAGGUCCAAUGGGAUAAUUUUGAUGCAUUUGGAAAAGAUGUUGUUAUGGCUACAUUUUAUGAUUUUUACAUGGAUGGUGUGCUUGAUGUUAUAUAUGUUAAAAAAAAUCACACAUCACAAAAGUAUACUAUGCAUGCUUUUAAAAAUGAGCUAGAGUAUGAUACAAACUUUAUAAAGGUAAUUGUUGUAACUGGAUUAACAAAUGAAAAGGUGCCUGUUAUUAAUGGGACUUUAUAUAACAGAAAAGUAACAUUUGGAACUAACUUACCAGGCCCCAAGAUUGGCUAUAAUACUUGGUCCCAAGAAGGCAAUUACAGAACUGGAGUGUGUGCACAAUUGUCCCAGUCAGCAUAUUUUGCUCUCCAACUUCCUUAUUCUAUAUUUGGUUUAGAUCGUACACCAAAUUUUGUUGACACUUUGUCUGUAGGUCUUUCAGGUUAUUCAAAAAGUUGGACCCAAAUAAUUCCCAAUUCUCAAAUAGUAGUAAUUCCAUCACCUCCCUUUGAUCCUUCACAGUGGAAAGCUCAAUUAUUUGUUACACCGAGUAAAGUAAUUCUUAAAAGUGUAUUUGUGUUAUCAGCUAUUUUAGUUGUAAUAACAGGUCUUGUACUAUAUCUACACUGGAAAGAGAGAAAUGACCGUCAGGACAUUAUUGAAAUUGAUGAAAAAACCUACGUCAAAAUAUAAUAAGUAAUUGUUAUAUUCUGAAUAUAUGUAAAAGUUUUUAAAAACACAUGAAAGUUUAAAUGUUUAGAAGUUUGUUAUUUAAUAUCAUUCAAAUAAAAUUUAAUAUACAAAGUUUAUUAAUUAUGUAUAUUAAUAUUUUUUCUUCACUACUAUAUAAUAGUUUCUCUAGAGAAUGAGCACAAAAAUAGUAUUACAAUUACUAGAUUUUGUCCGCUACUUUGAACGCAUACACAUCAGAAGUAGGACAACCAAUGAAAUAGGCCACUUCUAGGUGGCAUAUCAAAAAGUAAUAUAUAGCACAUUUUAAAUUAGAUCUUUAGGAAUACAACUGUAAAAACCUUAUCCAAUUUGGUGCAAUAGUUUUCACAUACUGCUAGAAAUAACAUGAAGACAGACAAAAUUUCUAAUAAUUAUUGUUUUUUAUCUAUUGGUCCUAUUAACAUCCCUCAUAAAUCUUUUUCUUAAAUAUCUCCCAUAUACAGACAUCGCUUUGUUGCAAUAUUUUUAUUAGUGUAUUAAUUAUAUUAGUAAUGUAUUCAUUUUAAACUAUUCAUAUGUAGUCAAUGUGAUAUUAAAUGUAGGUAAAUGAUUAAUAUUAUAUAAAUAAACCAUUAUCUUCUAAUUAACAUGUAAGAUGCUUUAUUUUUUUCGUAUAAUUUAUCAUAAUAAUAAAAAUAUAUAUAUGUACAUUACUAAAAUAUUACAAUGUACAUAUAACAAACUUGAAAAUUAUUUCGUAAUAAAAUUAUUCUAAUUAUUGAUUAGGAGUAAGUAAUACUAUAUGUAUAUAAUGGUAAAUGAUAUUGUGUAAAUUCGAGUAUGUUCUUAGAUGAGCUGAUUUUGCUUAUGAAUAUAUAAUUACGUUAUUUUUUGCGAUCUAGACUUGUAACGUAUGUUUGCAGAUAAUUCAAUAAUAAAUAUGAUGUAAUAAAUCUUUGAAAUUAAAAUUGUAAAUUUAUGAAUAUAAGUAAUGUACCUAUUACACAAUUGUAUAUAUUUAUAUACAUGUAAAUAAAGUUAUUUCAUCUAA
This is a messenger RNA of Galleria mellonella (greater wax moth), 2989 nucleotides long. RefSeq names its product T-cell immunomodulatory protein. Lineage: Eukaryota; Metazoa; Arthropoda; Insecta; Lepidoptera; Pyralidae. The coding region runs from base 184 to 1959 and encodes 591 amino acids. The transcript is spliced from 2 exons. The record is from RefSeq and is a predicted model, not a curated record. Gene Ontology annotation, cellular component: plasma membrane.